Alligator sinensis (Chinese alligator) is the source of this 1035-nucleotide messenger RNA. RefSeq names its product RNA pseudouridylate synthase domain containing 3 (gene RPUSD3). The record is from RefSeq and is a predicted model, not a curated record. Gene Ontology annotation, molecular function: RNA binding; pseudouridine synthase activity. Bases 97 to 636 code for a protein of 179 amino acids. Gene Ontology annotation, biological process: pseudouridine synthesis. The transcript is spliced from 4 exons. Lineage: Eukaryota; Metazoa; Chordata; Crocodylia; Alligatoridae.
CCCUCCUCCUCCCCCGCCCCAGUGCUGUCACGGUCGGGGUCCCAGCUGACUCCCAGGGGGAAAUCUGCACAGGGCUGAAGCUGGCGCAGGUCGGGGAUGCGCGGCUGCCUGGUGCUGGCCAGGCCUGGGGCGCAGCCGGGGCCAGUGCUGACGGCUCGGCUCCGACGCCAGGUGGUGCCGGUGGCGGCACCGUCCCAGGGCAGCGUGGCGAGGAAGGAGGUGAAGAGAACCCGGACGUGCUACACUGUGCUGGGCUCUGCGCACGGCUGCUCCCUCCUGCAACUCCAGCCAGUGACAGCCUUCUCUAGCCAGCUCCUGGUGCACCUGACGCUGCUGCUGUGCCCCACGCUGGGUGACCACGUGUACUCGCCCCGGGUGGGCGCAGUCCUGGGGCAGUCCUUCCUGCUGCCGGCAGAGAGCGCGCCUCCCUGCACACAGGUCCUGCCUAAGCAGGUGCUUGACAGGCUGCGCCUCACACAGCAGCAGGUGCAUCUUCUGCCCUUGCAUCUCCACCUGCACCAGCUGCAGCUCCCGGCAGCGGUCCUGGCUGCACCUCCCCCGCCCUUCUUCCUGAGGACGCUUCACUGCCUGGGGCUGCCUACACACCUGGAGCCGCAGGGUGGCUGCAGGCAGUAGUGGCUCCGUGGUGGCCUGUGACCUGCCUUCUCCCAGAGACUUUCUGCCCUAGGCAGUGGCGGAACAGAGGGGCUGCCUGGGCUGGGGCUGGUGUUCCUGGGAUGCUGCCUCUGAGCCCUAGAAGUGUAUAGCCAGGAACACGUUUCCCUGCUCCUCGUCUCGGAGGCAGGGGAGGGCUCCGGGCCCCUUGCCCCACCCCACCUGCUGCCCCAGUCUUUCCUGUUGUGCAUCCUUGGGCCCCUGCUCUUACCUCCCAAGGCCCUUGGGUGUGGGGCUGAGCCCAGGCACCACCUGCUGUUUGUGGGGCGCGUGGGGAAGGGAGGUGAUCGCCUGCAGCCCCCAGCUGUCCCUGCAGCUGCUGUGAGCACUGAAUAAAGCAGAGCCCUGCUUGCUCUCGUG